Molecule: messenger RNA, 1630 nt
Organism: Spinacia oleracea (spinach)
Lineage: Eukaryota; Viridiplantae; Streptophyta; Magnoliopsida; Caryophyllales; Amaranthaceae
Product: protein FAR1-RELATED SEQUENCE 6-like
Exons: 2
Coding region: 2-1162 (386 amino acids)
Biological process (GO): regulation of DNA-templated transcription
Molecular function (GO): zinc ion binding
Source: RefSeq, a predicted model, not a curated record
UAUGUGGCAUAUUAUGCAGAAGUUCAGCCGAAAAUUGGGUUCGAUGACUGAUUUUCCCCAAAUAAAAGUUGCCCUACAGAAUGUCAUAUACAACAGUUUGACCCCUGUUGAAUUCGAAGAAGGUUGGGCUGAAGUGGUGGAAACUUUCAAGCUGAAGGAGGCUAAGGAAAGCUACAAGUGGCUAGUAGGGUUGUAUAAUCAGCGAGAAAUGUGGAUACCUGCAUAUGUGAAGCAUAUUUUUUGGGCGGGGAUGCAGACGACUCAGAGGGUUGAGAGUAUUAACAGUUUCUUCGACGGGUACUUGAAGAAGAAUACGAGAUUAUAUCAGUUUGCUCCUAGGUACUGCAAGGCCAUGGAAAGUAGGGCCAAUGAUGAAAAAGCUGCUGAUGUGAACUGCUGUCGUUUUACUCGGUCUUUGGUUGGAGAGUUUGCUGUGGAGAGGAAGUUCCAGAAACUAUAUACGGAUGCGAAGUUCGUUGAAGUCCAGAUCCAAUGUAUGCGGGUAUGUUACGUAACACCUAUUACUUCGAAAGUAGUUUCUGAUGUGGAGGUUGAGCAUACGGUGUCUGACAAAGUAUGGGUAUGGUCCAAGUUCUUGAGAAAGGAAAUAUCUUUGGCAGGCCGGAAGCGUAUAUACGUCGUGCUGUUCAACAAGGAGACCUCUUUUGCAAAGUGUGACUGCAAACAUUUCGAGUGCCACGGCAUUAUGUGUAGGCACAUCAUUAAGGUGUUGGACGUGGAGGAUGUGGAAAAUGUGCCUGUUGGAUAUAUAGUUGACCGAUGGAGGAAAGAUAUACAACGCAAGCACACUCUUGUGAAGGUUGCUUAUCAUGAUCCCGAGAAAACAGAAGAAGUUAAGCGCUAUGACCGGAUUAUGAAUGCGGUGGAACCUGCUGCCCUCCGUGGAUCACUUUCCGAGCAGAAGUUGGAUUUGGUCAUAGAAGGUAUUAUGAAUAUUGUGUUACGUCUUGAUGAGAGUGAUGCUCUUUCAGCAUUUGGUGAUAACGAAGCUGGUGCACUGACUUCCGGGGGGAACAGGAUGGCGAUUGUUGGUACUACGACACCAGGCUCCGUUAACAAACCUCCAAACAGCGUUGGGGAUGAUACUACCACACUUACCCCCCUAUUAUGGUUAAAGAUCCUGUUCCGCGCGGUGGUUUAAAGGCUCACAGGACUCGUGAAAAAAGAUUUUUACAACCAGGUGAGAAUAAAAACUCCGCAAGGAAGCAAGUCAGGAAAAACAAGAGUGUUGUACCACAAGACUUUCCAGAAACCAGCAAUUGUCAGAACACUUGCCUUCCUCAACACAACUACGUGCAGCCGCCAAACACCUUCCAUCCUGGUUGGGGAUCCCACGAUCAAUGUGUGAGUGAAUCACAUACGCUACAAAUUAAACUUAAACAAAUAUUGAUGUGAGUUUGUGAGUUUGUGAUAUUCUAUUUAAACACAUAUUGAUUUGAGUUUGUGAUAUUUCCAGGGGUAUAGUGCUGAUUACCCGCCUCAAAUGGCUGGGCAAGUAAGGGGGACUAUGGUAUACCCUCAGCAGAACUACAACAAUGGGGUAUCUGUUCAACAGUUUCAGGUGAUUUUUUUCGUGUCCUUUUGUACCACUCAUGUUAUUAAAUGUUUA